AUUUACAGACAUGCAUUGCACGAUUCUUCCAUGACCACCUACAAUUAUUUAAUUUUCUUUUCAAACUUCAAUCAAGGUUUAAUAUAGUCCAUAUAUGUCCAAGAUUAAUCUGCACAAAGUCUUGAAUCAUUCUUUGCAAUGACUACACCAAAAAGAAGCUUGCUCAAGAUCAUCCUCCUUGGAGACAGUGGGGUGGGAAAAACAUCUUUGAUGAACCAAUAUGUGUACAAGAAAUUUAGAGCCCAAUACAAGGCAACAAUUGGGGCUGAUUUUGUGACUAAAGAGUUGCAGAUUGAUGACAAACUUGUGACUUUACAAAUAUGGGACACGGCCGGGCAAGAGCGGUUCCAGAGCUUGGGCGUGGCGUUCUACAGGGGCGCGGAUUGCUGCAUUCUUGUUUUCGACGUGAACGUGCUCAAGUCAUUCGAGACUCUUCAAGUUUGGCACCAAGACUUUCUCAAACAGGUUGAUCCUUCUAAUCCGGAGAAGUUCCCGUUCGUGUUGAUCGGGAACAAGGUGGACGUUGAUGGUGGAAAUAGCCGGGUGGUGUCGGAGAAGACGGCUAGAGAGUGGUGUGAGGCCAAAGGGAAUAUACCUUAUUUUGAGACAUCAGCCAAAGAAGACUACAAUGUUGAGGAUGCAUUCAUCAAUUGUGCCCAGAUUGCACUAGCCACUGAUCCCAUUAACAUUUGGCCUCUUGAUGAAGAGAUGCCAUCCCAUUGUGAUCUUGAAAGAAUUCAAGAAUCUAUGACGGGAGCUGAUUUUCCUAGAGGAGGAUGUGCUUGCUAAUUAUUUUAUCAUCAUAUAUGCUUAAUAUAUUGAUAGGUAAAAUCCAUUUUUUCCAUUAAUAAUAAUAGGAGUUGUGUGUAUUACUAUAACAAUUCUCACAUUUUCAGUGCACCAUCACAUCGUUAAUGUACAUUUGAUCAUUAAUUAAAUGUGAAAGCUUGCAAUUUUCAGAA
Messenger RNA from Salvia hispanica, 962 nucleotides. Its product is annotated as ras-related protein Rab7-like. The record is from RefSeq and is a predicted model, not a curated record. Gene Ontology annotation, molecular function: GTP binding; GTPase activity. Gene Ontology annotation, cellular component: vacuolar membrane. Lineage: Eukaryota; Viridiplantae; Streptophyta; Magnoliopsida; Lamiales; Lamiaceae.